Messenger RNA from Phragmites australis (common reed), 2275 nucleotides. Its product is annotated as DNA-binding protein REB1-like. Bases 530 to 2119 code for a protein of 529 amino acids. The record is from RefSeq and is a predicted model, not a curated record. Lineage: Eukaryota; Viridiplantae; Streptophyta; Magnoliopsida; Poales; Poaceae. The transcript has 11 exons.
ACCUGCGCGCCGCCUCGCUCUGCCCUAGCCGCCACCCACCCGCCCCUGCCUCGAGUGCAGGAGUCACCGCGUCGGCCGUCGGCGAGGAGUGAGCGCGAGGUCGCCAGCGCCCACUGCGGCUCGGCUCGGCUCUCCGUUCUCACCGUCGCCGCGUCGGCCGUCUGCGCCUCUGCGGUCUCUGCCGGGCGCCGGCCUUGCCGACGCGGCGCAGCUCCGCCCCACCCGGCACCCGGGCACCCCGACCAGCCCCAGGCACCAGCCACCAGGCCGUCCAGGCCACCAGUGCUGCACGCCCGUCGCUCGCACGGCGCAGUAGCGCAGAGGCCACAACCCAAUUGGAGAUAUCACCAGUCAGUUCGAGAAGAAAGGAUUCUACCUCAAGGGCAGAGAUUUGAUCUAUGUAGACCUGCAAAGCACAGCCUGAUGAUAUCUUAAACACCUGGAUAAAAUCUUCCUGAUCCACCACUGAAUAGUGAGUACUAAUAUCGGUUUAUUUCUCAAAGUUCUUGGGUGCAGCAGUGAAGAGGCAAUGGAGAGAGGCUCCGCUGCAGAACACAGCAGAGAGAAGGCUGUGAUGGGCAAUGAGGAGGGGGGGAAAGAAGGCCAGAUGAACAAGAAAGGAAAGGGCCAGAGAAAGGAGAAGAAAGAGAAGAAGGUCAAGGGUUGUGGCGGCAAUGGUGAUAGAUCAAUGUUUUCUUGUAACAUGAAGCAUAGUGUCGAGAUGGAGCAGGUUGAAGUGUCAGGCGAGAUGUCUGAAAACCCCUGCUCGGAGCAUUCCAAGGGUGGUAUGAGCAAGAGUGAUGGAAAGAAAUAUAUGAAGAAAAAGAAGAAAGACAAAGAGGUUGAGACUGUUGGGAAGAAGCAUACACUUGAUGCUAAUGAUGAAAAUGUAGGGUCAGAGCAUGUAGAAACGAACAAGAGUGAAGGAGAACAUGAUAGCAAGUCUAAGAAGGGCAAACAGAAACUCCAGGAUGGUGAUACUGCCUCAGUUGGUUCUGCCGGUGAUCAAAUUGUAUCAGGAGAAGAUAAAAAGAGGAAAAAUUCAGUUACCUUGGAAGAAGACAAGCAAGUUGACCUAAGACAGAAUACACCUGCUGGGGGAGAUGGUAAGAGUGAUAAUAAAAAGAGAAAAAAGAGUAAAGAUAAGAAUGAAGGUGGUGAAAUGGAAAAAGAAAAGGUGGCACAGCAAAAGGGCAAGGGUAGGCGAGUGAGCUUCACUGAUACUGUUGAGAUGUUCAGUAUAGAUGGUGGCGGUGAUGAAGAGGGUGAUGAGAGUGGUGAAUCCGGACUUGUGCAUGGCCAACGGUUUACCCCAGAAGAAGAUGCGAAACUAAUGGAAGCCAUCAAGAACUACACAGAGAUGAAGCAAUUGGGAGAGAAAGGUUUAGAGAUGAUUCGGGCUAGUAUUAAACAUCCUGAGAUCAGGGGUUGUUGGGCUGAAAUAGCAACAUCAUUACCUCAUAGACCCAUGAUGGCUAUAUACAAACGAGCGCGAAUUUUACUCUAUAGGAGUGAUGAACGUAAAUGGACUCAACAGGAGUACGAGAUCAUUCGGCGAUUUGUAGAAAAGAAUGGCACAGGUUGGAAGAAAUUGGCAAUGGAACUUGGAAAGAGUGAGAUCCAUGUAAAAGAUACUUGGAGAAGAAUAAAACCUAAAAAUUUGAAAAAAGGGGCUUGGACUCAGGACGAGUACCAAAAUUUGUUUGAUUUGGUGAAUUUUGACUUGCGUGUGAAAGCCCAUCAAAAGUUUGAUCCUGGUCAUCGUCUGCUAAGAGAUAACAUUUCUUGGGAGGCCAUCAGUGACAAAUUAACCACCCGUAGUCACUAUGAAUGCUGCUUGAAGUGGUACCAGCAAUUAGCAUCGUCACUGGUUAAGCAAGGCACCUGGGCAGAUACUGAUGAUUAUCUAUUGGUGGAAGCGCUUCAAAGGGUUGAUGCUGUUUGUGUUGAAGAUGUUGACUGGGAAAGACUUCUUGAUCACAGGUCUGGGGAGCUUUGCCGUCAACGAUGGAACCAGAUGGUCCGCAUGAUCGGUGGCCACAGAGAGAAGCCUUUCAUCGAGCAAGUGGAAGUGCUCUCGAGGCGGUACUGCCCGGAAAUGCUUGAUUAUAGGAAAUGAGAAGCAUGCGAAUUACCUAACAACAUCUGUUGUAGCCUGUAAAGCGUCUGCCCUAUGGAUUGUAUGGCAUAUGUGGAAAUGUAAGUUGUAUGCCUGUAUGUGGUUCUUAACUGCAGAUUGUAGACAUCCAUGCUUCAGUGGUAGUCUUUCACUUGA